Messenger RNA from Didymodactylos carnosus, 723 nucleotides. The record is from the annotation of a GenBank genome assembly. NCBI's taxonomy places the organism in Eukaryota, Metazoa, Rotifera, Eurotatoria, Philodinida, Philodinidae.
AUGCCUGCUGAAAAGAACUUAACUAUUCAUUCAAUAACAAAUUCAAAUGGUGAUACUGACGACAGUGUCGAUGAUGAAGAAAUACCCAUACCAUUCUCUUCCUCGUUGAAAUUACAUCGUUUACAAUAUACAUGGAUCCAUUGGUUUCUCCAAGCUUCCGGGACAAAACCAUGGGCUGAGUGUUUGAUUGCUAUUAAUAAAAAACCAAUGGCCUAUGUAGAAGAUUUUUGGGCUACAAUCAAUCAUCUUCGUCCACCAAGUCAAUUAACAUUUGAGUGUGAUUAUUAUUUAUUUCGAAGUGAUAUUCCACCUCUGUGGGAAUCACCUACAAACAAUGGCGGUGGACGGUGGCUAUUGAGUGUACCACAAUAUAUAGCUGAUAGAUAUUGGGAUGAAACAUUAUUAGCAUUAAUCGGUGAUCAAUUUAUCGAGGAAUCAGACGAAAAUACCAGUAUACCACCGUUAACUGAUUUUAUACAUGGAUGUGCAAUUCAGUUCAAAAUGCAACGGGACAACCGUCAUUACAAUCGUAGUGGUGAUGGAAACCGAUCAAAUAUGAAAUUAGCAUUAUGGACAAAGUCAGCCGAUAAUGGUCAGAUACAAAGUUUAAUUGGACGACGAUGGCGAAAUAUACUAGAAAGAAAUCAAGAAAGGGGCGAGCAAGUCCCACAGUUAACAUUUUACGCACAUACAGAUCCAAAACAAAGGCUAUUUACUGCUUAA